Phytophthora sojae is the source of this 1002-nucleotide messenger RNA. RefSeq lists its product as hypothetical. The transcript is spliced from 3 exons. The record is from RefSeq and is a predicted model, not a curated record. Bases 1 to 1002 code for a protein of 333 amino acids. NCBI's taxonomy places the organism in Eukaryota, Oomycota, Peronosporomycetes, Peronosporales, Peronosporaceae.
AUGGCCCUAAGCUCUACCUCCUCCACCACGGCCAUGACGCACCGCUUCCUGGGGAACUCUGGGCUGCUCGUCUCCAAGCUGUCGCUCGGGUCCUGGGUGGACUACAACGACAAGUACACGGUGGAUGGCUGGUACGACAUGAUGAAGAUCGCGUUCGAGCACGACGUCAACUUCUACGACACCGCUGAGAUGUACGGCAACGGCCAGGCCGAAGAGCUGCUCGGAGGCGCCAUCAAGAAGGGCAUCAAAGAAGGGGUUUGGACGCGUGAGGACCUCGUCAUCUCCACGAAGCUCUUCACCGGGACCAAGGGUGUUAUGCAGGGCGGCCCAAACGACGAAGGUGUGAGCCGCAAACACAUCGUGGAAGGGUUGAAGGCGUCCCUGCGCCGCCUGGAGCUCGACUACGUGGACGUGGUGUUCUGCCACCGCUUCGACGCCUACACCCCGAUCGAGGAGACCGUACGCGCCAUGAACUUCGUGAUCAACCAAGGGUGGGCGUUCUACUGGGGCACCAGCGACCUGCGAGAUCGCGGACUGACUCGGACUGAUCCGCCCCAUCGUGGAGCAGUCGCAGUACAACAUCCUCGAGCGCAACAAGGUGGAGUUCGAGUGCCUCGAUCUGUACAAGAAGUACAAGCUGGGCUCACGACGUGGUCGCCUCUGGCCUACGGCACUCUGACGGGCAAGUACAGCGCCGGGAAGCCGGAAGGAUCGCGAUACACGACGUCCAUGUUCGCCACGGGCCCCUUCUCCGAGGGGUUCGCCGAACGCGUCGAGAUGGCGGACAGACUCGUGCCCAUUGCGAAGGAGCUGGGCACGUCGCUCGCUCAGAUGUCGAUCGCGUGGGCGGUCUCGAAUGAGAACGUGUCGACUGUUCUGCUGGGAGCCAGUCGGCCGGCACAGCUCGAGGAAAACUUGAAGGCGCUGGAAGUCGUGAGCAAGAUCACACCCGAGGUCAAGGCGAAGAUUAAUGCUGCCGUCAAUCGUGGGCGCCACUUGUAG